Messenger RNA from Babesia ovata, 585 nucleotides. RefSeq names its product 40S ribosomal protein. NCBI's taxonomy places the organism in Eukaryota, Apicomplexa, Aconoidasida, Piroplasmida, Babesiidae. Gene Ontology annotation, cellular component: 90S preribosome; small-subunit processome; ribosome. The coding region runs from base 1 to 585 and encodes 194 amino acids. The record is from RefSeq and is a predicted model, not a curated record. Gene Ontology annotation, biological process: rRNA processing; ribosomal small subunit biogenesis; translation. The transcript has a single exon. Gene Ontology annotation, molecular function: structural constituent of ribosome.
AUGAGCAGCUCAGUCGACGAGAAGAUCGUCGGCAAGCACGAGGUCACUCCCCUCGACAAGGAGAUUGCCAAGUGCCUGGUAUACAUCGAGUCCAGCGGCAACGCCGAGCUCAAGGGCGAUAUCAAGAACAUCGCCUUCUCGCACUGCAAGGAGGUCGAGGUGGGAGCCCUCAAGAAGAGCGCUGUCAUCAUCUUCGUGCCCUACCGUGUGUACAUGACCCACGUCCGCCGCAUCCACGGACGCCUGGUCAUCGAGCUCGAGAAGAAGACCAAGAAGCACGUCGUCCUCAUCGCGCAGCGCACCAUCCUCCCCAAGAACUUCAGCGGCAAGCAGUUCCGCAUGAGGCCCAGGAACAGGUCCCUCACCAGCGUCCAUGAGGCCAUCCUCGAGGAUAUCGCAGCGCCCACGGAGAUUGUCGGCAAAGUCAUGCGCGUGAAGCGCGACGGCAGCCGCGUGCUCCGCGUCUACCUCGACCCCAAGGACAAGCAGAACGAGAGCAUCGAGGACAAGCUGGAGACCUUCGCCGCGGUGUACAAGAAGCUCACCAACAAGGACGCUGUCUUUUCGUUCAAGGUGACCGCAUAA